Molecule: messenger RNA, 1212 nt
Organism: Alternaria postmessia
Lineage: Eukaryota; Fungi; Ascomycota; Dothideomycetes; Pleosporales; Pleosporaceae
Exons: 3
Coding region: 1-1212 (403 amino acids)
Source: RefSeq, a predicted model, not a curated record
AUGGAGAUCGUUGACGACAUCAGCGGAGUACCUACGUACAACGUCUACAGCAAGGGUCUACAAGCGCGGCAAACACUACGUAAACCGUAUCAGGCUUCCGCCAACUUUGUAACAGCCCCAGCUGUAUGGCCUGGUUCGACAACAUAUACUGGAAAUUCAGCUCCUCAGGAUAGGCCCCCCGUACUUCAACAGGAUCUUGUCGCAGCCCCAGUGCCGCCUCCGAGAGUACGAGAACCUGUAAUCGAACCACGAAGACCAGGGAAAACCCGCUUAGGUUUACCUAUCACACUUCACAACCAAGAUGUCCUAGCUACAGUGUUAGCUUGUGCAGAUACUGGCGCAGAUGUCAACAUCAUGUCAGAUGACGUGGCGAAGACAUUGGGAUACUCAGAGUACGAUGUCCUAUCAGAGAGGAAACAAUUCGCACUAGCCAAUGGUAAAAUUGUAGAAGCUAUAGGUCAAAUCGAAUCGGUAUGCUCUUUCGGCAUCGAGACCGAGCCAUCGGCAACAAUGACUUGCAUCUUCUACAUCCUGCUGAAGGCUGCGAUGCCUAUCAUCGUGGGUUUAGAUUUCUUGGAGCAGACCAAAACGAUGACCGAGCACAGGGAUAGACUGGUGCGCGUUAAAAGGCCAGCUUAUCAAGCUCUUUCUGUAUGCUCUGUGGGAAAGCCAAGGCGUUUACUGGAAUGCUAUCUGGACUUCAGGGAAACACUAGCAAUUCCUGAUACAGGUUCAGAGAUUAACUUGAUAUCGUCCUCCUUCGCAUAUGCACGCGGUUUCGACGUCUACCCAGGAGAAGAACUGAUCGAAUUAGCGGAUGGGAGUAUAUCAAUCACCGCCGGUUUCGUACGUGCAGAGGUAUCAAUCUAUAUACCCAACUUCCACCCUGACGCCCCUUUCGAGGUUUGCGACACGAUCGACCUUUUCUUGCUAGACGACCUAAUCCAUGACCUCAUCGUGGGCGAAGAAGCAUUGACAGAGCUAGGAGUUUUCAGCGAGUGCCAGCAUGCUCUCAUACCUGCUCCCCAUGACUUUAAGUUUCUGGAGGUGAACGGAAUUCGGCAUCUCGGCCCUGUAGAUCGCUUCUUCUCCAGAAUGAAACAGGCAUUCAAUGGGGCUAGCUCCAACGGCAAAAUUGAUGAGAAUGUGAAGACCUACGGAUUGCAAAAUUACCACACGAUCAGCAGGAAGCUGCUCGAGCGGCUGAGGUAG